AUGUUGUACCGCCAAUUUGCACCCUCCACAACGUCUCUGUCCGACGAGUACGACGAAGACGAGCCCUCCCAGUCCAACUUUUUCAAAGCCGACCAGCCCCUCUUCGCUACAGAUGCAGCCGUACACCCCCAUUGGUCCUCCUCGAACCAACCAGGGGCAUCUUCAAAGCGGGCCCUCAAGGCCCCGGCCAAGUCGCCUAUCAUGGACUUGCCGCCAGAAAUCCUCAUAGCCAUCCUCAAAUACCUCAGUUCCCCCCGCGACCUUCUCAAUGCCCUCAAGGUGUCUACGACAUGGUGCGAGUGCGCGGUAGAGCUCUUGUGGGUCAGGCCAACAUUUCCCCGAUACUCCACUCUCCAGAAGAUGGCCCGGUUAUUGAAGCAGUCGAAAUCCACUUUCCCCUACGCAAAGUUCAUCCGCCGUCUCAACUUCAUGACUCUCUCAUCCGAGCUCCGCGAUGAGACGCUCGCCGUGUUCAAUCGCUGCUCACGGCUGGAACGCCUCACGCUCACUGGCUGCAAGCUGAUCACCCCGACAUCCCUCGAACAAGUUCUCACUUGUUUCCCCAACCUCGUCGCUGUGGACCUCAGCGGGGUCGUAGAGACGACGACAGAGGUCAUCACCGCUUUCGCACCAGUCGCCAAGCGGUUGCAAGGCAUCAAUCUCAGUAACUGUAGCAAGGUCACAGACCCGGCACUAAUCGCCCUCGCUGAAAAUUGCCCCAUGCUGCGCAGGGUGAAGCUGAGCGGCGUCAACCUCGUUACCGACGCGGGUGUCUCAGCCAUUGUCAAGAAAUGCCCUCUUCUCCUCGAAAUCGACCUUCAUCAAUGCGAACUCAUCACAGACGUUGCCGUGCGGGACAUAUGGCUGUAUUCCACGCAUAUGCGUGAGAUGCGCUUGUCCCAAUGCACCGCUAUUACCGACCUCGCUUUCCCAGCCCUCAACUCGGCCGUCAAUCCCUUCCCAAGCAAUGACCCUAACGUCCUCCCCCCUCUGCAUGUUAAUCGCACCUUCGAGCAGUUGCGUCUGCUAGACCUUACAGCUUGCGCUAAUAUAACAGAUGACGCGGUCGAGGGGAUCAUUGCGCACGCCCCUAAGAUACGCAACCUCGUCCUCGCCAAGUGUACCGCCCUCACCGAUCGAUCCGUGGAGGCUAUUUGCGCGCUUGGCAAGCACCUCCAUUACCUCCACCUCGGCCAUGCAAGCAGAAUUACGGAUGCUUCUGUUAAGACUCUGGCCAGAAGCUGCACGCGGAUUCGUUAUAUCGAUUUUGCGAAUUGCAUUAAGCUUACGGAUAUGUCGGUCUUCGAGCUAUCGGCUCUUCCUAAGCUCCGCAGGAUCGGUCUUGUCCGCGUCACCAAUUUGACUGACGAGGCUGUCUAUUCGCUGGCGGAACGGCACGCAACGCUCGAGAGGAUCCAUUUGUCGUAUUGCGAUCAGAUUUCUGUUAUGGCGAUCCACUUCCUGUUGUUGAAACUCCACAAGUUGACCCAUCUCAGCUUGUCUGGUGUUCCAGCCUUCCGCAAUCCCGACCUUCAACAGUUUUGCCGCGAGGCCCCCAAGGAUUUUAACACGACUCAGAGGCAAAACUUUUGCGUCUUCUCUGGCAAGGGAGUCUCUCAUCUGCGAGCUUUCCUGACACAGUUGUUCGAUACCAUCACUGAGCAGAAUGGAACUGACGAUACCGAGUACGAAGAUGAAGAUGUUUUUCCGGAACCCUUCCAACGUGCACCGGAACCCGAAACUGGCGAUGGCGACGAAGAUAUGGUCGGCCCAGCAUACCACGUCAUCAGCCCCAAUGUCAACACUACUCGCGGUACCCGCUUUUCCCGUCAAGAGGCUAUCAGUCCACGUUCGUAUGAAGUCGCCUUACAGCAACGUGAAACUCAGCGCCGCGCUCACCGCACCUUUGCUGACGGCUUUUCUGCCAUGUUUUCUGCUGGUGGAAAUAUAGGUGUCACCACUGUCCAUGGUGCGGUGUCAGGGCCUCUCGACACCAACCGCAUCACCGUGGAACUUGACCCUCCGGACCGACUUCCUGUCGUAGAGCCGGUCUCUCCAGUAUCCCCUCCAGGGAAUUCGGCAGGGAUCACCAAUACAGAGCCGAGUGCGACUUCUGCAUCCUUCUUCCAGGGAUUCCAAGAGCCAGUCUUCGCGCCCAAUCAAGGGGCCCGGACACCAGAGCUACACUUCGCCGAGAUUGGGCACGGGCGAGGGGCAUCCGCUCAACACGUCGCUUCCCCAGGGUCUUCUCGCAACCAUGGUUCCCGGUCCUCAGCUCGCGAUCGUACGCCUCGACAGCCGCACGCCGCAAUCGCCGCUGCGAUCCACCAGUCUGCCCAUCGCGGACGAUCUUCUAACGCCCAUCGCCCAGUAUCAGAUCCGGGAUCGGUCUCUCUAGAUAUGAACGGUGAACGCGAAGGAUGGAGUCAGCAAGGCAAUGGGGUCGUUCUUCCUGGGCCAUCGAUCAGAGAGCUAGAAGCGUCUGUGCAAUCUGCCCUCAAUCCUUCCCCUUCGACGGCGCGUAACGGCCAGCGAAGGCAAACCGACGGUAGCCAUCGAGAGCGUCAGCGUGGACUGAGGGCCAGGGCUGGUAGAGACGGCGAAGAAGAGCAACACCAUCACCAUGGGGGAGGGGGGAGUAGUUCGAGAGGAAGAAGUGUGAGAAGGACCAUCCGGAAUGGACUAAAUGCUGCGGAGAAUUAUGCGAGCACGUUUUUGUUCGGGAGGCCUUGGACUGAAGAUGGAGGAUCUGGGCCAGGCCAAGGCUCGAACGGCAACCACUCAGUAAAUCAGAAUAAUGCUGGGUCUUCAACUACUCACGCUACUCAUUGGUUCGGCGGACGGUAA
Coprinopsis cinerea okayama7#130 is the source of this 2847-nucleotide messenger RNA. Its product is annotated as SCF E3 ubiquitin ligase complex F-box protein grrA. Gene Ontology annotation, molecular function: protein binding. The transcript has 3 exons. Bases 1 to 2847 code for a protein of 948 amino acids. Gene Ontology annotation, cellular component: SCF ubiquitin ligase complex. The record is from RefSeq and is a predicted model, not a curated record. NCBI's taxonomy places the organism in Eukaryota, Fungi, Basidiomycota, Agaricomycetes, Agaricales, Psathyrellaceae. Gene Ontology annotation, biological process: SCF-dependent proteasomal ubiquitin-dependent protein catabolic process.